Messenger RNA from Entrophospora sp. SA101, 2169 nucleotides. The record is from the annotation of a GenBank genome assembly. Lineage: Eukaryota; Fungi; Glomeromycota; Glomeromycetes; Entrophosporales; Entrophosporaceae.
AUGUCUCUUGCUAAUGAAAAUUCAAUACAAUGUGAGGAUGAUGAUGAUUUUUUCACCUGUCGGGUUAUUCACGAAGAACGGUCAAAUGAUUUUUUAGUAGAACCUGAUUUUUUUUUGGAUGAUUUAGAACCAUUAGGAAUUUCUCAAGAACAUAAAAAGUUUAGAAUUCAAAUAGUUAAAGAAUUGAUUAAGGAAGCAACUCAAAACCCAUUAAAAAGAAAUACUCGUAAUGGAGAAAAUGGAGAGACAUCUGAAAAGAAAAAUGACAAUAAAAGAUUUCGUGUUUCUGACAUUUUUGAAUUACCAGCAACUCCAUUAAAAAGAAAUACUCGUAAUGGAGAAAAUGGAGAGACAUCUGAAAAGAAAAAUGACAAUAAAAGAUUUCGUGUUUCUGACAUUUUUGAAUUACCAGCAACUAGAUUAAUUGCAAUAAAUUCGCAUAAUGGACGAGCCCACACAACCCAAACCAACAGGAUCAAAACAAAUAACAAUAUUAAUACUAGGGUCAGUAACAUUAACACCAAUAAUUCUAAAAGUAUAACUAAAUCAUUGUUAUCACUACCAUCGCCACCAGUCUCAUCGUCAUUAUCUGACGAUGUAUAUCAACGUUUUCGAUCUAGAGAGAUGUUGAGGUGGACACAGGAGGAAACUGAUUUGUUGGAGAAAGCGGUUGUCAAACACGGGACUGAAUGGGAAUUAAUAUCAGUGGAAUAUUUCAAUUGCAAAAAAGACACUGCAGCUUUAUCACGAAAAUGGAACUACAUUAGAAAAAAUAAAUCACUGUUAUAUUACGAUCGAUGGACAGAGGAAGAAGAUAAGAAACUGAAAAUGCUUACUAAAAAGCAUGGAACAAACAAUUGGAGCAAAAUUGUGGAACAGUUUAAUAAUACACGGAAUCUACUACAAAUUAAAAGACGAUGGGAACAACUAGCAUGGAAAAAAAAAGGUAAAUGGUUACCGGAGGAACAUGCGAUGUUGACACUUUUAGUAGAACAGUAUGGGUUCAAGUGGAAUGCUUUCUCAAGAGUUCUUGGUAGACCACCCGGAACUUUACGACUAUACUAUGACUAUGCCAUAGCCAAUCCACCUUGGACGAAAGUUGAAAAUGAUCAAUUGUAUCAGGCGGUGAAGGAUCAUGGCGAGGAUUGGGAUAAUAUCAAAGAAUUGUUUCCUUAUCGAUCAAAAAAUAACCUUAAAUAUCAUUAUGACAGAUCAAUAUCGGUUAAUCCUUUAAUUAAAAAAGGAAUUUGGUCUGAAGAAGAGAUUAGGGCUCUUGAGAUUUCCUACAGUAAGCAUGGAAAGAAAUGGAGAUUGGUUUCUGCUGAUGUUGGUACAAGAUCUUCGAUCCAAUGUAGAUUACGAUUUAAGGCUUUAACACGCGAUUCAAUUUCGGCGUCUUUAUUAAAUAAUCAUACUUUUCCUUCUGCUUUAUCCACCACGACUACCGUAACCGUAACCGCUGUUGCUACUUCACCCUAUCAAUCAUCACCUACUACUACUGACAUACAUGGACAAUCAUCUUCAUCGCAACAGCAAGAAUUACCACUACAGCAAGUACAUGAAUUGUCAUCAUCACCAUUAUUAAAAAAAGAGCAAGAAGGACAAGAGAAAAUGCAUUAUCAUUCCCCUCAAAAUGAUGAUGAUCAUCAAAAUUUUCCACAAAGAGACAGAUUUCAACAGUUUAACACUACCAAUUCACAUAUUUCGUAUGAAGAAACUAGCAAUAAUACAAAUGAUGAUGAUCUAUUACAAUUUAUUAUUAAUCCUUGUUUAUUUAAUAUUGAAGAUGGCAAAAAUGAUGAUUUGAUGAAAUUUCAACAACAACAAAAUUCAUCAUCGAGUAAUUCUGUAGAUAUCUUUCAUUUAAUAGAAAAUGAUGAUUUAAAAAAUGACUUGAUUAAUUUAUCAUCGCCGUCAUCAUCACUAACACUUCAGCCACGGUCUUUGCUGUUAACAUCAAAAUUAUCUCCUUCAUCAUCAACCACAACAAUCAUAGCUAAUAAUGAUAGUUUAUCUGAACGAGCAAACCAAUUUUCAGAAAAACGACCGCUCAUAUCUACAAUAUCUUAUAAUGAUGAUGGUGUUGAUGACGAUAGUACAACAACUACAUAUCCAUAUCAUCUUCUAUAUUUGAUCAAUGAACAAAUUCGAGCAACAUGCAAAAGUCUU